Humulus lupulus (European hop) is the source of this 1431-nucleotide messenger RNA. Its product is annotated as probable RNA methyltransferase At5g51130. Gene Ontology annotation, biological process: snRNA modification. The transcript has 9 exons. The record is from RefSeq and is a predicted model, not a curated record. The coding region runs from base 237 to 1088 and encodes 283 amino acids. Gene Ontology annotation, molecular function: snRNA binding; O-methyltransferase activity; RNA methyltransferase activity. Lineage: Eukaryota; Viridiplantae; Streptophyta; Magnoliopsida; Rosales; Cannabaceae.
UAAACCCUAAAGCCCUUUUCCCUCUAUUUCUCUUCUUCUACCUCUGCCAGGCUCUGUUUGGGCCCGUGUGCAUUCACCUCCGAACCUAGCCUUGUCGUCGUUGGUCACCUAACGCCGUUUACUGUUCAAUUCAGCGGUGCUCUAGUCGUCUCCGCCAAUCAAUUUCCCUUGCUUAUCCCUGAAAAUCAGUCCAAUCCUGUGUACGUGCAAAUUCAGAAAAGAGAAAGAAAAAAAAAAUGAAAGUGGAGAAGAGAAAAGGCGAAGAGAAAGUUGAACAAAAGAAGAAAAAACACAAGGAGAUAUUCCCUUACGGCAACUACAGAAACUACUAUGGCUACCGUCUAGGUCAGGACAUAGAAGAAGAUCCUAGACUAAAGGUCAUGAAGAAAGAAUGGUUUGAAGGCAAAAAUUGUCUUGACAUCGGCUGCAACAAUGGGAUUAUAACCAUUCAGAUUGCCAAAAAGUUUCAUUGCCAAAGCAUUCUUGGAGUAGACAUUGAUUCGAAUCGCAUAGAAGAUGCAUAUUGGCACCUGAGAAAAUUUGUAAAGAUAGACAGUGCUGAGAAGUUGCAUGGAAAGGAUUCGAAAUCAAAGGUUUAUGAUGAUGAAAACGGUCUAGGGAAUAAAGUCACAACAUCAUCAGAUGAUGAGACCAAACAGAACUUGAAGAAUAGUACCACUCUGGAAAAGAAUCUAUUUGACACAGUAUCAUUCCGGCAAGAAAAUUUUGUCCAGAGUCGACAUCCUCAGGAGAAGUUUUAUGAUACAAUUUUAUGUUUAAGUGUUUCAAAGUGGAUUCAUCUGAAUUGGGGUGAUGAUGGAUUAAUUACACUAUUUUCAAAGAUCUGGAGGCUGCUUAAACCGGGUGGAAUAUUUGUGCUUGAACCACAGCCUUGGAAAUCAUAUGACAACAAUCGUCAUGUAUCCAAGACAACUGCAGAAAAUUUUAAGAAAAUUAUUUUUCGUCCAGAAUGUUUUCAAGAGUUACUUCUUGACAAGAUUGGAUUUAGAACAGUGGAGGAUGUAACUUCUGCUUUGUCUGGCAGCAAAACUGGAUUCAACAGACCAAUUUUUGUGUUCCGAAAAUGAUUGACCUUAGUUAUGAAGUGUGAAGUAUCUUAAGCUUGGUAUAUUAUUUCUUCAAGAGGGUAAGAUUAUGUUGUGGGGGUCGUUGCUUGAUCUUAAUCAUGCCACAGCCUAACCGCUAUUUUGCAUAAAAUUUUGGAUGAUGCGCGCAAACUUGGAAGAUCUUCAGUUUGUGCACUGAACGAACAACUCUCGUAAGACUAAACUUUGUACAUAAGCAUAUUCUAUAGUGUACUGGUCACAAAAUAUUUAUAACCAAUAUUUAUGUACCGCGUAACAAGUAGAUGAGCAAACUAGGAUCCUAUAUUCUGCUAUAUACAUGUAUGCUAAAAUUGUCUCUUUUGUA